Mus caroli (Ryukyu mouse) is the source of this 1534-nucleotide messenger RNA. It is a transcript of the gene Atp6v1c2, whose product is annotated as ATPase H+ transporting V1 subunit C2. Gene Ontology annotation, cellular component: lysosomal membrane; vacuolar proton-transporting V-type ATPase, V1 domain. Gene Ontology annotation, biological process: proton transmembrane transport. NCBI's taxonomy places the organism in Eukaryota, Metazoa, Chordata, Mammalia, Rodentia, Muridae. The record is from RefSeq and is a predicted model, not a curated record. Gene Ontology annotation, molecular function: proton-transporting ATPase activity, rotational mechanism.
CUCCCGGGAGCCGGCCGUGCGCUCCCGCGGAGCCUCCCGCACGGUGUCCCCGCGUGUCUUCUACAGCUCAGUCUACCGUCGCUCCUGUCUUGGUACCUGUCGGUAACUAGAUAACCGGAAGACUUGCAAACAUGUCUGAGUUUUGGCUUAUUUCGGCCCCUGGCGAUAAGGAAAAUUUACAGGCUCUGGAAAGGAUGAACAACGUAACUUCAAAGUCUAACUUGUCCCACAACACCAAGUUUGCCAUCCCAGACUUCAAGGUGGGGACUUUGGAUUCCCUUGUUGGCCUCUCUGAUGAGUUGGGGAAACUCGAUACCUUUGCAGAAAGCCUCAUAAAGAGAAUGGCGCAGAGUGUGGUGGAGGUCAUGGAAGAUUCCAAGGGGAAAGCACACGAGACCCUCCUGGCUAACGGAGGUCUGAAGGAAAAGAUGAAAUGUUUAAAGAUUGACCUGACAUCCUUCGUGACGCACUUCGAGUGGGACAUGGCCAAAUAUCCCGCCAAGCAGCCACUGGUGAGCGUGGUGGACACACUGGCCAAGCAACUGGCACAAAUCGAGACAGACCUGAAGUCCCGGACAGCCGCCUACAGCGUUCUGAAGGCCAACCUGGAGAACUUGGAGAAGAGAUCCACGGGGAACCUCUUCACUCGGACACUGAGCGAUAUUGUCAGCAAGGAAGACUUCGUACUUGAUUCUGAAUAUCUCAUAACCCUCCUGGUCAUUGUCCCCAAGUCAAGCUUUGCACAGUGGCAGAAGACAUAUGAGUCCCUAUCGGACAUGGUGGUCCCUCGGUCAACCAAAUUGAUCGCCGAGGACAACGAAGGUGGCCUCUUCACGGUGACUCUCUUCCAGAAAGUGAUUGAAGAUUUCAAAGUCAAAGCCAAAGAAAACAAGUUCAUUGUCCGGGAAUUUUACUACGAUGAAAAAGAAAUUAAAAGAGAAAGGGAGGAGAUGACGAGGCUGCUGUCUGAUAAGAAACAACAGUAUCAAACUUCCUGUGUUGCUCUAAAAAAGGGAUCAGCCACCUACCGUGACCACAAGGUUAAGGUAACCCCGCUAGGUAACCCUGCUAGGCCUGCUGCGGGGCAGACCGACAGAGACAGAGAGAGUGAGGGCGAGGGUGAGGGACCUCUGCUGCGCUGGCUCAAGGUGAACUUCAGCGAGGCCUUUAUUGCCUGGAUCCACAUUAAGGCCCUGAGAGUGUUUGUGGAGUCUGUGCUCAGGUAUGGACUUCCAGUGAACUUCCAGGCUGUGCUCCUGCAGCCCCAUAAAAAGUCAGCCACCAAACGCCUGAGAGAGGUGCUCAAUUCUGUCUUCCGGCACCUGGAUGAAGUUGCUGCAGCAAGCAUACUGGAUGCAUCCGUGGAGAUUCCUGGACUGCAGCUCAGCAACCAGGACUAUUUCCCCUAUGUGUACUUCCAUAUCGACCUCAGCCUUCUUGACUAGGUGGCCAGCCUGUUUCACUGCAGCCUCAGACCUUGCCAGACAACCGAGUCCUGCAGGAUUCUGACUCAGAAGAUACUCACAGACGUUAG